Linum trigynum is the source of this 213-nucleotide messenger RNA. The record is from the annotation of a GenBank genome assembly. NCBI's taxonomy places the organism in Eukaryota, Viridiplantae, Streptophyta, Magnoliopsida, Malpighiales, Linaceae.
AUGCUCUCGUGCGUGCCACCAAGUCGUUCGUUGUCCAUCUGCUCCAACCGAUGCGCUCGCGUCUCAACUACUUCCGCUGUUCGAGCUGCCGGCGAGAAAGAACCAGGUGAAGCUGCCGUCGAAUUUCGCCUGUAUCUUAUCGGUGGUGGGGGAAUUUCAGUGGACAUGGGGGAACGGAGGAAGUGUUACAUCGUUCCGUUUUUAGAACUCUGA